Molecule: messenger RNA, 4125 nt
Organism: Cinara cedri
Lineage: Eukaryota; Metazoa; Arthropoda; Insecta; Hemiptera; Aphididae
Source: the annotation of a GenBank genome assembly
AUGGGAAUCGUGUACUCCAGGACCGAAGAUCAUUGGUCUGAUUUUAAAGUACGUGCUUAUGGAAUAAAUAAUUUAAUUUAUAAGGAAUUUCAAUUGUUUCAUUUUUUUUUUAAAGUCUAAGUAUAAUAAAUCGUUUGCGAGUCUCGAAGAAGACACUUUUCGUAAAGUUAUCUUUCUGAAAAAUACUGUCUUAAUCGCCAAACACAAUGAAUUGUACAGAAGCGGUCUAUCAACGUUCUCAUUGGAAAUGAAUAGUUUUGGUGAUUUGGUAUGUAUUGGUACUUUUGUCCCGCUUUUAUAGCCAUUAUUAUUUCAAACUAAAACUAUUUUUUAUUUUAUUUUUGGUAUAACUAUCAGUAACUAUUAAUUUUAGUUUAGUUUUAAUUUAAUUUAAUUAUAGCUACCAUGUUGCUAUGUACUAUAUAAUACAAAAUAAUAAUAGUUAUCUACUUAUAAGUAGGGAUACAUUGUGCACAUCGAUGGUGAAUUUAAGGGGGGGGGAGUGCCAGAUAGCCCAUUUCUUCUCCGAAUGAUUUAACGUCCGGAUUAAAAAAUUAGUGACGUGUGGUAUUUAUAAAUUAUUAACAAAAUUAAAAAAAAUACAUAUAUAAAUUAAGCACCUACAUCUAUAGUGGAGAGUUUAACCUAUAUUAAACCACCUCAAUAUUUCUACUAUCAAAAUAUAUCGAUGACGAUUAAAACGAUUAAAACCCGGUAAAAAUUGUUUAUACCCGUCUUACAACGUCUUUGGAUCAUUCACAUGUGCUCCUAUCAGUUUAUCACACAAAUUGUUAUCACAUUUAUAAAAUUCGUUAUAUUGAUGUUAAUUUUUUUUUAAUCGUUCGUAACUCGUAUGAGUGUAAGUCUAUAAUUAAACUAACCACAAUUGAUGUAGUGUAUAUUUUUUUCCGGCUAUUAAGUACACAUUCUGUUAUUUACUAAUGAAUUUAAUAACUAUUCGUUAUCGAUAGGUGAGUAAUAAGUUUUUAAAAUAUUAUCAAGUUACGUUUAUUGAAUCACUGAAUGUUGUCUUAUUUGGUCUAUUUCAUUGUCAAUUUUAUUAUUUGAAUAAAUUUUUUUAUUAUUUACUUGUCAUGGCAAAGAGGAGUGGAUACCGAAAACGGACUGUACGGCCAUUGAUGUGAAUAUACCUAAAUUUCCCUAUAUUGUUAUGUUACAUCUAUUAUAUUUUUAAUAUUACAUCAUUUUUAAUUAGAUAUUUAAGCCAAAGACUGACAUUUAGUUUUAAAUAAUAAAAUAAUAAAAAAAAAAUCAGAAUUAUUAAAUGGUUAGUAGUACUCGUAAAUAAUUAUAUAAAUAAAUAAACAGAGUAUUAUGAUAUUAUGUGUAUCAAAUUAAAAAUUCAUCUUUAAGUAAAAUCACAAAGUCAAAAGUCCUGUUUUACUUUUUGACUGAUUUUACCUGUUGAUGAAUUUUUAAUGUAAAACUGGUUUACUGAAAAUACUCUUUAUUUAUUUAUAUAUUUGAAAUACCUAAGUGUGAUACCUACAGAUUACCUAUUCAUUUUAACUAAAAAAAAACUGAUUUUGUUUUAUUUAUAAGUAGAGGUUGUAAAAUAAUAAAAAUAAAAUGGUUUUUUUUUAUGAACUGAGUUUUGUUAUUUAAUUACUUCAUCUAUUAGCUGAACAAGAAGUCAAUAAUUUAUUUUAUUUAUUUCAAAAUUAUUUGAGAGUAAAACAAUUAAAUUAUUAAGUAAGUAUCUUAAAAAAAGAUCACUGCUUAAUAUGUUCUAGUCUAUAGGUAUGAGGAUGGUCCAAUUAAAGAUAUUGAGGUCCAAAUUAAGCAACCGGUUGCCAAAGUUGGACAUCUUAAGACAUUUAAAAAAAAAUGUGCAGAUAAAAUGUAAGAUAAAUAAAACCAAUUGUGCUAAACUGUUACAUGUGUGAGUAUCAUUUGAAUACAAUAACUAACAUUUAUAACUUUUAUGAUUUGUUGAGAAAUUCCAAAUCAUUCAAGAUGGUCCAAUAUAGGUUACUUUCCCCUAAUAAGUAUUUUUUUUUUUUUAAUGUGUGUAAUAAUAUUAUGAAAAACUUUAGUUCCCCUCCCCCAUAGUAAAACAAAUCCUAGGUCUGUCACUAGACUGGAGUAUAGAUUUAUAAUAAUUAAUUUAAACUAAUUUAAAUUGUGUUUUAGUUGCAAUCUGAAUUCAUUGAUAAGGUUAACGGAUUCAACUAUAGACUGGUCACCUCUAUUAAAAAUUAUCCCUUUGGCGAUGCUUCGACUUUCGACCUGCCCACAAAUUCAAAAGUUGAGAAAUCUAUUGACUGGAGACAAAAUGGUUACGUGACCCCUGUCAAAGACCAAGGCUCAUGCAGAUCUUGUUGGGCAUUUAGUGCUGUAAGUUUGAUCAAAUGGUGUAUUAUUAAGUUAUUACAAUAACCUAAUACAUUUGUCAUUUUGCAAACAAAUGUGUCUUAUAUUUUAUAUAAGUAAAGAUUCUGUUUUAGUUUCUGAGCUAGAGAAUUUGACCUGUGCUUAAAGUGAAAAAAUAAAUAAAAGAGGACCACGUUAUAAAGGAACAAUAUAAAUUAAUUAAAAAAAUUGUCUACCUUAAGAUUUAAUUGUCAUGAUAUAAGGUACAUUCAGGGUCGGUGAUAGGGAAAUGCAUGGAUGAUAAUACCCCCUCCCUUAAAAAUUUAAAUCUAAACUAUUAAAUCUGUAAGUUGGUGAUAAUUUAACUUCAAAUUCGGCCAAACUAAUAAUUUUUUAGUUUUUGUUUUAAUAUUUGAUUACAUAAUUACCAUGUUAUUAUAAUUGUAAAAUUUAUAAGGUACUUAUGAAAGAACAAAAAAUAGGUAAAAUAAUUAUUUGAAGUCAAUAAAUUAAAGUGUUUGCAGCUGAUAAUUAUGAAUUAACCUAUACUAAAAUUGUUUAAACAAUUAAGGGUACUCCAAUCCUUGCAAUCCCCCCAUAUAAUUAAAAUACUUUUUUUUAUUAAAAUGUGUAUUUUUUUAUACUUUGAGACUGUAAAUUACUUUUUGACUAAAAAUCUAAGGGAAUAGUUUCUGGUAUCAAAUUUUAUCUAGUUAGUGGGUGGGAGAUGUAAUUUUUUGAUUUUCAUUAUAACUUUGGGGAAAACUAAGACAUAAGGUAAUAUUUAUGCAUUAACACGUUACAAUUAAUUUUCGAUUUUUUUUUUGUUAAUCCUAGAAGUCAGAAACAUUAUUGAGUAAUUUAUAACUAUUUAAAAUUGUCAGUUUAAUAAAAAAAAUUUAACCCAGUAAAAAUACUCCUAAAAAAAGAAAUCCAAGUAAUGCUGAUGGCUGUUCUACUGUUGUAGGUGGGAAGUUGUGAAGAUAGAAUACACUAAGUAAUUUAAUUGAUAAUAAAUAUAAUAUUACAGACUGGAUCGUUGGAAGGACAGCAUUUUCGGAAGAAUGGUACCCUAAUAUCGUUCAGUGAGCAAAAUUUGAUAGAUUGCUCUAGAAUGUAUGGUAAUAUGGGUUGUAAUGGAGGUAUGAUGAAUCUAGCUUUUAAAUAUAUCAAAACUAACAAGGGACUUGAUACCGAAAAUUCAUAUCCUUAUAAAGCCAAGGUAAUUUUUUGAAUUUCUUCUAACACUAAUACAUUUAUACAUCAUAUUAAUUUGAAAAUAUUUACAGGAUGAUAAGUGCCAGUAUAAUCCUAAAAGUUCUAGUGUUAGAGACAUGGGUUUUGUAAAUAUUCCCGAUAAUGAAAACUCUCUCAUGAACGCUGUAGGUACAAUAGGCCCGGUGUCCGCUGCUAUUGAUGCUUCUUCUAGCAAAUUUCAAUUUUACAAAAAUGGUGUUUAUUACAACUUUCAAUGCAGUUCCACUCUACUGGACCACGCUGUACUCAUUGUUGGUUAUGGUAAUGAUAGUAAACAUGGAGACUACUGGAUUGUUAAGAAUUCAUGGGGCACACAAUGGGGAAAAGAUGGUUAUGUAUUAAUGGCGCGAAACAAGAAAAACAACUGUGGAAUCGCUACUAGUGCCAGCUAUCCUGUAGUAGUUUAAAUUAAUAUAUAUUUUAAAUUCCUACGAUUUUAGUAUAAUCUCUUUGAAAUUAGUAAUAUUUUAUUAUAAGUAUAAUAUAUGUAUAUUUUUUUUAAUCAACAUUUCAUUGUCAGAAAUAUAUUCAUAC